AAGUCAGCUGGGAUCUCCAGGGCUUCGGGUUUCCUGCUGAGAUUUAUAUUUGCCGCUGGCUGUACGUCAAGGGGUGCAGAGUGGGAAAGCUGGACCAUGUGGCUUUCCUCAGCUCUGCUUCUUCUCAGUUUCCCAGGCUGCCUCUCCAUCCAAGGCCCAGCAUUUGUGAGGGGCCCAGAGCAGGGGUCAGUGACUGUGCGAUGUCGAUAUAGCUCAAGAUGGCAAACCAACAAGAAGUGGUGGUGUCGAGGAGCAAGCUGGAGCUCUUGCAGGAUCCUCAUCCGAACGACGGGGUCGGAGAAAGAAACAAAGAGCGGCCGGUUGUCCAUCAGGGACGAUCAGAAAAAUAACUCAUUCCAGGUUACCAUGGAGAUGCUCAAGCAAAACGACACGGACACUUAUUGGUGUGGUAUCGAAAAAUUUGGAACUGACCGGGGGACCAGAAUUAAACUGACCGUUUACUCAGUGGGUAAAGAUACCAUGUCAACUUCUAACCAACUUUCCUGGUCCACUAUAGACAGCAGCGCAGACAUGGUGUCUUCUGACUUGCAGAAGAGGACCCAUUACAUGCUCCUGGUAUUUGUGAAGGUGCCUGCCUUGCUCAUAUUGGCUGGUGUUGUCCUCUGGCUGAAGCGGUCAACUCAAAAGGUCCCUGAGGAAUGGAGACACACUCUCUGUAGCAAUUUGGACUCUGAACUUCUGGCUAAAGACAUUUCUCCUUAGACUGAUGGAUAAGCAGAGCCCUUCCAUCCUGGACUCUCAUUCCAGAGGAGACCAUGACCAGGGAAGAAAUAUCUUUAAAUCCUCAGUGGGCGGUGACUGAGGCUGAUCCCUGGAGGACUCGGCCAGGCAUGAUCUACACUCUGUACAGCAUGGGGCCACAGCUCAGGCCCUUCCUGAGGUAUCAUCCCAGCUGCAUGGACAGCACCUCGCUCUCCCCUUGCAUCAUCAGCCCUACCCCAUCUACCCACCAUGGUCAGCCCAGGGUGAGAACCAACGGAAUGCAGCCCAAGCUACAGAAAGACAACUGUGUGUGACCUGCUGCAAAUGCUUGUGCAGAGCCUGGGACAGACACACAGAGAAGCAGAAGGGACCAGUGGGGUGGCUAAAUCAUCUAUCCUAUGACUCUGUCAUAGAAAACCCUGUGAGAGUGGAGCAGGUGUCCAUUCUCCAUGUUCCGGACACUGCGCCCACCCCUAGCAUGCACUUCUGAGGAAAAGUGAAGAGUAAAGCCUGCCUGACAGGCCCAGGGUCUGAACUGUGGAGAACUCAGGAAUCCAAGACUUAGCCACAGGAACUAUGGGUGUGUUUCCCAGCAGGUGUGUUUGACUCCAGGGCCAGACGCAGAAGGCUGCAUAGCCUUAAACAGAUCUUCGGACUACACAGACAUGCUGGCGUUAAGCAAGAGUUAGCCAGGAGAGAGCAGCAGAGAGCUCAGGAGGCAGAGAGAGAGCUGUAUGCUUUCCCACCUAGAUCCUCCCCACAGCCCGAACUGCAGAGGAAGUCAGGCCAAGGGUAGCUCACAGAGUAACUACCAACAGCACCAACUAGGAAGGUAGAGGCCGAGAGAUUGCUCCUCUUAUCACAGGGUUCUUCGGCCUUUAACUGUAGUUGGGGGUGGGGGCAGGAAAGAAGCUUAACAUGAACUCUGCCUUUUUCAAGGAGCUUCCAUUGCGCAGCCCAGAGCUGACAUGCACAUUGCAAAGACAUCAUAUCUCUAGAACAUAUACAUCUUGCAGGACUCAGACUCCCAGCCUACUGAGCAACACCUCCUGCCCCCAACCCCAACACCACCUCACCUCACCAGGCCCUGGCUACCACCAUCUAACUUUUUUUUUUUCCUUUAGGAGUUCUGCUAUUGCACCUGAGUGAAGUCAUGAGGUGUUUGUCAUUUCUGGGGUUGCUUUAUCUUAGUUAGCAUUAGUCACGUCCCCAAAGGACCAUCCACCUUCUAGCAGAUGAUAAAAUUCCUUUAUGUUAAAUGCUGAAUAGCAUCCUGCUGCAUGGAUAUACCACACUUUCUUUCUCCGCUCAUUUACUCACAGGCUUUUUGGUCGUUUCUGCUCUCGGCCUUUAUGGAUAAUGUAACAAUGAGUGUGAGUGUAUAGGUUUCAGGGUUAGAUGCUGCCUUCAAUUCUCUCUCAUAUGAUCGAGAUGGUUGGUCUUGAUUGACCUAGGAGACACACCUCUAAACCUCUCUAUAAAGGUGCUUCCAAAGAAGUUUAACUGAGGAGAGAUGACCCACUCUGGGUUUGGACACUCACCAUCUCAUAGCCUGGGGCUUCAGACUAAAUAAAAAGUAGGAAAGAGAUAAAGCAAACCGAGCACUCAUUGGUCCGUCUCGCUUUCCUUCCUGAGAAUGAAGUGUGGCUAGCCCACUCAUGACUAGUGCUACAGAUAGUUCCACUCCCGCUACCGUGCCAUCCUCACCAUGAUGGACCGUAGUCCUUUCAACUGUGAGCCAACAUAAACUUUCCUUCCUUCCUUUCUUCCUUCCUUCCUUCCUCCCUUCCUUCCUUCCUUCCUUCAGUUGCUUUUCUCAGAUGUUUUGUCACAGCAGUGAGACAAGUAAUUAACACGUAUGCCCGAGAGUAUUGCUGGGUCACAUGACAAUCCUCAUCGUAAUUUUUUUUUGAAUGAUCUUUGUAUCCUUUUCUGCAUUGACUACGAAGUUUUACAUUCCCACCAACAGGAUGUAAACACAUUCCGAUUUCUGUACAUCAUCAUCUACGUUUAUUGUCUUCUGUCUGCUUAUUUGCUAUGACAACCAUUCUCCAGGUGUUUGCAUUUAUACUAUUUCCCUGAUAAUUGGAGAUGUUGGGCAUCUUGCUACAUUCUUACCGUUCAAGUCCUUUGCCCAUUAAAAACAAUUUCUCUUUUUACUUUAAUUUGUAUUAUUGAACUAUGUGCAUCUGCGUGUAGCUUUGUGACCAUGACAUAGUACUUGUAAGGGUCAUAAGAGAUGUGCUGUUUAUGGGUCACCCACAGUCACUCAUUCUCAGCACUUUGACCAGGUAAGAGUUUCUUCUUCUCUGAUCAAGGGCAAGAGCAGCACUAGUCUCUCUAUAUAUAAACACAACUAUUUAGAAAGCAGUUUGACUAUGUGUCUGUUUGGCAAAAUAUCCGAGUGCUUCUGAUCAAGGGUACAGUACUAGGCUUUUACUCCUUCCCAGGUAGUGGGCCUCAAAUUCAAGAAGUAGUGGUUGGCUACUGGUAAGGCCUAGGUGAAAUGUUAAGGCGUAGGUAACUGUUGCCUAUCUGCCCUGCCAUUUUGCUGUUACUGAUGUUACAAAGAAACUUUCUCAUAUUCUGUUCCUUGCUGUUACUAGGAUGUUCUGUGCUUAAGUGUUCUUGGAAACCAAUCACAAUAGAAGUCACUUAGAACUGCUUUGUAUAGUUAGCCGCAGUAAGCUUGGACAUGAACCAACCAUCAGGUAGCACUUCCUGCACCUGGGUAUGAGUUUUUAUGGUCUUUGCCCAAGUUGCCCCUGGAUGGACCCAAACAUAAGAGAGACAUCUUCAUCAAUAUAAGAAGCUAUUUGGAAUCAGACUUCCAUUUUGAGUAGGAGUCAAAUAAAGUGUAAGUUCCCAAGACCUCCCUGGGAACUGACAUCCUACUUGGCAGAAAGAGACAUGUGCAUGGGUAACUGACAUCCUGGUUGGCAAGUUAAGACAUAAAUGUUAGGCAAGGCAAGUCUCCUGCCACAGCUGAACACCCCAAACAACGGGAGCAGGAUAAAUGUACAACAAAGACACAUUUCUAAGGCAACUCCCAUCCCUAAGUCCUGAUUGAUGGAAUAACUUGGUACAGAUGUUUGUGGAUUUGGGACUUAAAAGUCAUGUAGGAUCUUACCUCAAGAAUGAGGUCCAGAUCAAGAAGGCGGUUUAGCUCCUGCAUCUGGGCUGCAUCCCUGAUAGAUUAGUCGUGGGGUAUGGUGUUCAAUAAAGCAUCCCUAUUUGACCGAGA
Molecule: messenger RNA, 3967 nt
Organism: Grammomys surdaster
Lineage: Eukaryota; Metazoa; Chordata; Mammalia; Rodentia; Muridae
Gene: Cd300lb
Product: CD300 molecule like family member b
Exons: 4
Coding region: 97-723 (208 amino acids)
Cellular component (GO): plasma membrane
Molecular function (GO): transmembrane signaling receptor activity
Source: RefSeq, a predicted model, not a curated record